CCAGCUGUGAUUCGGACCUUACUUUUGAACCAAGUAAACCAACCUGAACCAAGUAAAAAAGAAAGAAGAAAAAAGGAUAAGGGGAACGAACUGCCGACACUUGUUGCUCGCCUUUCCAGGUAAACAUCCAGUUGGCAGCCAGAAGCACUCAGUGGAGAGUCUGGUGCGCACAUGGCACCGACAACGCGCUCCUCACUUUGCUGACAGCCGCGUAACAUGGAGCCACACACUGGAUAACGAGGCCUACCUGCUGUACGGCUGCUUUCGCAUCUAACAACAUAGAGUGAAGUUUGGAGUUUUUUCUGACAUUUGAUUUUUUUUUUCUUUCUUUUUUCUUCUUUUCUUUUUGGUACAUUUUGGGGCAAAAAGGGAGGAAAAGUCAUGUUGGGGUUAAACAGGAUUCUCAGUCUCCGGGCAGCUCAGAUUCAGCGCUGCGGUUCGCCGGGAACCAGACUCUCAUCCCGAUCUUAUUCGUGCCAGAACGCCGGUACCAGUUCGAGGAUUUAUUGUGCGUGUCUGUUGCUGCUGCUGCUUGUGACGCCUCGGGUGGACUCUUCAUGGUGGUACAUCGGUGCACUAGGCGCACGUGUCAUAUGCGAUAACAUCCCAGGCCUGGUGAACAAGCAGCGGCAACUUUGCCAGCGCCACCCUGACAUCAUGCAGGCGAUUGGUGAGGGGACCAAAGAGUGGAUCAAAGAGUGCCAGCACCAGUUCAGACACCAUCGAUGGAAUUGCAGCACACUGGAUCGUGACCACACUGUCUUUGGACGCGUCCUGCUGAGGAGCAGCCGUGAAGCGGCAUUCGUCUAUGCCAUUUCCUCAGCAGGAGUAGUGUACGCGCUCACUCGAGCCUGCAGCCAGGGGGAGCUGAAGACGUGUAACUGCGACCCCCACAAACGUGGACGAGAUAAGGAUGAGAGAGGGGAGUUUGACUGGGGUGGCUGCAGCGAUAACAUCAACUAUGGGAUAAAAUUUGCCAAAGCCUUCAUAGACGCCAAAGAGAGAACGGUCCGAGAUGCUCGGGCACUCAUGAACCUCCACAACAACCGUUGUGGCAGAACAGCGGUGAAGCGCUUCAUGAAGCUGGAGUGUAAAUGCCACGGAGUGAGCGGCUCUUGCACACUACGGACGUGUUGGAAUGCCAUGUCAGACUUCAGGAAGACGGGUGACUACCUGAGGAGAAAAUACAAUGGGGCUAUCGAGGUGAUGAUGAAUCAAGAUGGGACAGGUUUCACUGUAGCUAACAAGGCCUUCAGGAAGCCCACCAAAAAUGACCUGGUCUACUUUGAGAACUCUCCGGAUUACUGCCUGCAAGACAAAGCAGCAGGUUCCCUGGGCACAGCUGGACGGGUCUGCAAUAAGACAUCACGUGGCACAGAUGGCUGUGAGGUCAUGUGCUGUGGGCGAGGCUACGACACCACGAGAGUCAAGCAAAUCACCAAGUGCGAGUGCAAGUUCAAGUGGUGCUGCUCUGUGGAGUGUAAGGACUGUGAGGAAGCUGUAGACAUCCACACAUGCAAGGCCCCCAAACGAGCUGAAUGGUUGGACCAGACCUGAGGACACGCCCCCUAUGCUCCCCGUAAUGCAACCCCGCCCCUUUCCCCUGUGCAGGAUAUCCUGUGGAACAUGGCAUUCUGGGAAAGUUUGUCCAAAAGUGCUCUGCGUCUCCGCCUUCCGCUUCCCCCACCUCGACUCAAUGCAUGGCUUUUCUACCUGUCUCUGUGAAAGCACUAGAAUUCAGUACCCGUCAAUAUGAAUUAAUACCCAUUAGCCCCUGUUUGUGAAUGGCCCUGUGAAUGAACUGCUGGGAUCAGACGAACAGUGAUUCCAGUGAUACCACUUUGGGGUUCAGGUGGAUUAGGCUCUCACUGAAGAUUCAGUCGAGACAGCCUUUUUUUUCUAGUGCGUGGUUCUGGGUAAAAAAUGGUUUGCUGCUUUCAUGAUGCUUUAAAGACAAAUUUUUACAUUAACUGAGCCUUCAAACAUAUCCAGUAUUAUUACCACAACAUCAUAUACUCUCAUAAUUUUGC
Archocentrus centrarchus (flier cichlid) is the source of this 2030-nucleotide messenger RNA. RefSeq names its product protein Wnt-2b-A. The record is from RefSeq and is a predicted model, not a curated record. The transcript has 5 exons. Lineage: Eukaryota; Metazoa; Chordata; Actinopteri; Cichliformes; Cichlidae. Bases 382 to 1557 code for a protein of 391 amino acids. Gene Ontology annotation, cellular component: extracellular region. Gene Ontology annotation, biological process: multicellular organism development; cell fate commitment; neuron differentiation. Gene Ontology annotation, molecular function: cytokine activity; frizzled binding.